Molecule: messenger RNA, 954 nt
Organism: Mangifera indica (mango)
Lineage: Eukaryota; Viridiplantae; Streptophyta; Magnoliopsida; Sapindales; Anacardiaceae
Exons: 7
Coding region: 131-775 (214 amino acids)
Source: RefSeq, a predicted model, not a curated record
AGAAAAGAAGGUCGUAUCAAAGGCCGAGAGUAGAAAAUCUGUCAACACUUUGCACGUAAAUUAUUUAGUUAGUUUCAGGUUAGAAGUUGGAACUGAGUCAAUCCCAGAACAAGAAACUAACUGUAAAUAGAUGGAGAGGUCGGUUUUGAAGAAGGAUUGUCUUGGCUUCCUUCUCGUGUUCUUGAUGAAGCGUCUUCUGAUUCUCAUCAUCUUCAGAGACAAGUCAAGCACAAGCAGCAUCAACAGAGACAUUUCCGACGUUCUAAACUGCCAGCAGAUCCACUCACAGCGUUUCGCCUUUGGAAAUGAUGAUUGCGGAUCUAUGGUGAUGAAUAAUUUAAGCCUUUCAAUUUUCAUUCUUGGACUCCUGGAAUGCGAGGAAGUAUUGCAAUCAAACCCUACUAGUUCAAGGCAACAUCACAAACCAAAGUACUCUUGUAAUCGGGCAUCCAGAGGAUCUGGAAUGCAAGCAAUUUUUUUAGAGUCAGGCCAAAAAUCUUGCGGGACUGGGGUUUUCUUACCACAAAGAGGAGGCACCAAUUGCCAACCAAGCAGAAAACCAGCUUGCUCUCCUGUCCUUCUUCCUUCCCGCGUUGUUCAAGCUCUCAAUCUCAAUGUACAUGCAAUAGGCCUACAAAUUUCACCGCGAAAAGAUUCCAAAGCUAACGACUUAAACUCAGUGAAGAAUAAAACUGGGAAGGAUGUGUCAACAAAAUGCUCCCAACAUCAUAUUUCUUCACCGGAGAUAUUUCUUCCAGAGGAAUGGUCUUACUAGUUCUCAAAUAAAGUGUGAUGCUCACCAUAAAACUCCAUAGAAGCAUAAUUAACCUCAAAAUAGAUUGAAAUGUUGUUGAUUUCUAUCUACAUUAUGUAUAAUGGCGUGCAAUGUAAAAUAAUAAAAGUCUGAAAUCGAUUAAUGUUUAUCAAUGUAAUACCAACAUAUGUUUAGUGAAA